Colletotrichum phormii is the source of this 3264-nucleotide messenger RNA. RefSeq lists its product as uncharacterized. The record is from RefSeq and is a predicted model, not a curated record. NCBI's taxonomy places the organism in Eukaryota, Fungi, Ascomycota, Sordariomycetes, Glomerellales, Glomerellaceae. The coding region runs from base 1 to 3123 and encodes 1040 amino acids. Gene Ontology annotation, molecular function: protein binding. The transcript is spliced from 3 exons.
AUGGAGCCGGUCGGAUUAGCUGUCGGUAUUGCCGGGCUCGCGGGCAUUCUCAGCACUUGCCUAGAUGUCAUAGAGCGAGUCGAUAUCUAUAAAGACUUCGACCAUGAUUCGCGUUCACUCGCUGUCCAGUUCGACGCGGAGAAGCUUCGCCUCAAGAAAUGGGCUCACGAUGUUGGGUUCCGGGAAGGGAAGCUCUCGAACGACCAUCAUCCCGCCCUGAAUGAACCUCAGGUCCGUCUUAUGACUACGGAACUUCUCAGUGUCAUCAAGGGAAUUUGUGGUGGCACAACGACUACUAUUCAGCAGCGCAUAUUGAAGCCAGAAACCAGGCUUGAAGUAGACAUCGCAACGUUGACUCACGGCACUGAAUCUCUACAAUCUCUGCAAAAGCCUUCGAAAUCGAGGAGGCAAAAACUUGCUUGGUCCCUAAGGGGCAAAGCUAAACGCGCUUCUCAAGUCGAAAACUUCGGAGUUCUCGUGCAGCAUUUGCAUAACAUGGUUCCUCCUGAUAGCUUAACAGUGAAUAGAGGACCUGGGAGUAGGUCUGAUGUGGCUUCUGCGCCUGGAAAUGACAACCAGACGUGGCUUCACGACCUCCGGCAGACUUUAUCUCGAUUAGACAAGGAAAUGGAAGCUGAGACACGGCGGGAUCUACGGGCCUGGCUUGCAUGCCCACCACCGAAUGAUCUCUUUCACGAAUACAAGCAAAAAAGGCUAGAAGAGACAUGCGAUUGGGUUUUGAAACGCCGCGAAUUUGUUGAGUGGCUCGCUCCAGACGCGAAAUCUGGCAACGCCGAAAGGCUUCUAUGGAUCAAUGGGCCCGCGGGGCUUGGCAAGACUGUCCUUUGCGCCAACAUCGUUGAGCAUUUGUUGUCAACAUCCAAGACACCCGUGGCCUACUUCUUCUUGUCGUCUGACUUCGAAAGCCGCGACGACCCUUAUGCGGCAGUACGGUCAUGGGUACAUCAGCUGACCUCUUGUAACCAAGUUGCGUACCAGUUGGUGCGAGACAAAUGGCUAGCCCAGCACGAAGAGUUCGCCACGCAGAUCAAAAUAGUCAAACUCUUUCGGAAACUUGUGCGAGCCGUACCUGGGGCGUUUUUCAUCUUGGACGGCUUGGAUGAGUGUACUUGGAUGGGUAAGGGGCAAGGUGACGACAAAUCUUUACGAGCCUUUCUCGGAAAUGUCAGUCAAGCAGUCGCUGACACCUAUUCCCACAUCUUGGUUGUUAGUCGGGACGAAUCCGAGAUUCGAAGCGGCAUGUUUGGCAGAAAACAAUACGGGGAACUCAAAAUUAUCCCUGACGACGUUCGAUUCGACAUUGCUCGAUACUCAAGGAGUAUUGUCGACAAGAAGAUACCAAGAAAGGAUGACGCCAUAAGAGAAAGUGUUUCUCAAAUGCUUGCAGAUCGUUCCAAUGGUCAAUUUCUAUGGGUCAAAUUACACGAGGACUCCUUGCGCAGCUGGAAGAAUAAGAAACAGCUUGAGGAUGCGAUCAAUGAAAUCCCACCUGGACUCGAUCGCGUCUAUGAACGAAACUGGACGCGGAUAUCUAAAUUACCAGAAUCGAUUCGCAACCGUGCCUAUUCGCUCUUACAGUGGGCAGCUUUCUCAAUACGGCCGAUGACUGUGAAUGAAAUUUCCGAAGCCGUACUGAUUGACGAAGAUGACGAAGAAUUCACUGUCGAUGAGCUACCUGAUGAAAUCGACGACGAUUUUGUCGAUUGCGAGAUUCAGAGUCCUUGUGGCUCCCUGUUGGAGAACCGCGGCACCUGCUUGGACUCUGAGCCGGGGUUGAAAACAGUACAUCUGACUCACUUCUCGGUCAAACAAUAUUUCUUAUGUCACAAAUCAGCCCCGGGACUGAUAAUGUCGAACCACAGUCAAUUAUCGAACAAAAUUCUCCAGAACAGUAGAUUAGCAAAGCUCUGUCUCCGUUACAUUAACAGCCGCCACUUCUGGGACUACGGAGAGAAAACAAAAUCGACCGCAACAAGCAUACAGGGCGAAAGCACGAUGCCAAGUGUGAAGAGAUCAUUUCGACACUAUGCGGCAGACUCUUGGUAUCAACAUGCCACUGCUGGAGAUAUAAAUGACGCUACUUUAUUCAUGUUGACCAACGCCCUGUUUGAUGUUCAUCAUCCCAGCUGGGAGGUAUGGCGCCAAUGGAUAGAGACCCACAGUCCAAUUCUUCAUCUUGGAACCGAUUUUUGGAACCAACCGCGUUAUUCUGGUCCCUUACAUUACGCUACACAGCUUGGGUUUAACGAAAUUGUGUUUUAUCUCAUUCACAGUCGAGAUCAUGAUGUGAACGAACAAGCCGCGUUUGGCCGAACAGCUUUGGAGAUUGCAAGCACUGCUGGAGAUGCCAGACGGUCCAAGAUACUUCUGGAUGCGGGUGCAAAUUCUGCAUGUAAUCAUGCGGGAUCUACACCUUCAAUAGAGGCCUCUUAUAAGGGCGCCGCUCAUGUUGUCCAACUCCUCCUUGAGAAAGGGGCUGACUUGAAGACUGCCAACAACUACAACUGGACAGCGAUAAAUGUAGCCUCUUAUUACGGACACCUCAAUGUGGUCGCCUUACUUCUUCGGAGCGGAGCUGAUGUUGAUGUUGCAAACAACGGCGGUUUAGUGCCUCUCAGUACAGCCUCCCACUGUGGACACCGUGAGGUUGUUGAGCUGCUCCUAAAGAAUGGGGCAAAUGUAUCUCAAGAAAAUAAUGAUGGAUGGUCAUCGACUCACUUGGCUUCCGAUCAAGGCCAUUAUGAGAUCGUCAAGACACUACUGGACGCAGGAGCUGAUCUUUUGGCUGUAACCAAUCGAGGCUGGACGCCGCUACAUGUUGCCUCGAAUCGGGGCUUUGUCGAGAUAGUCCGGCUAUUUCUUGACAGAGGGGCCGACUCGACCGCUCUUACCGAUGAUAAGUGGACACCAAUCUAUAUGGCAUCAAUGAAUAGGCAUGACGAGGUUGUCAAGCUGCUCCUUGGUAGAGAUAGGGGCGGUUCCGAUGGGAACGGGCCCAUAUUGGCACCACUUAGGGAAGGGCAUUUUGCCAAGAACCAGAAGAUCGUCGAAGCGCUCCUCAGUGGACACCAGGACGAUGUGUACAACCUUUUGAUGCCAUAGGAUGGACACCUCUACAUGAUGCAUCAUAUAACGGACGCAUUGAAUUGGUCCAAUGGCUCCUCGAUGAGGGAGCUGAUGGAAGGCUGGCCGACGAUAGCGGGUGGACACCACUGCACGCUGCAGCUGUGAGCGGGCAUACAG